GGCUAUGAUCAUCUGUGCUCACUCUUGUGCGCCCGGCCUAGAUCUCUCCUUGUUUCCUCCGCUACCCAGUAUCUCUUUCUGGCUGCUCGGGGUGGUGCUCCUCUUCGUUCUUCAACCCACCCUACGGAGUUCUGGUGGCAGCUCUUCUCGUUUCCUUCAUGCCUUCCCUCUGCCACGACCAAACUGAAAAUCAUGUGAAGGCAACCAGCUAUCUCAUCAGAGGUCCACAACGAAGACCUCCGUGUGGAUGGCCGUAGCUGUGAGGACUACCGAAGCGUUGAGGUGGAGACCGACGUGGUAUCCAACACCAGCGGGUCUGCCAGGGUCAAGCUGGGCCACACGGACAUCCUGGUGGGGGUGAAAGCGGAGAUGGGAACGCCAAAGCUGGAGAAGCCAGAGGAAGGCUACCUGGAGUUCUUUGUUGACUGCUCAGCCAAUGCCACCCCUGAAUUCGAAGGCCGCGGAGGCGACGACCUGGGCACAGAGAUUGCCAAUACCCUCUACCGGAUAUUCAACAACAGGAGCAGCGUGGACCUGAAAUCCCUGUGCAUCAGCCCCCGGGAGCAUUGCUGGGUCCUCUAUGUGGACGUGCUGCUGCUGGAGUGCGGUGGGAACUUGUUCGAUGCCAUCUCGGUCGCUGUGAAGGCUGCGCUGUUCAACACGAGGAUCCCAAAGGUUCGCGUACUGGAGGACGAGGAGGGUGCGAAGGACAUUGAGCUGUCCGACGACCCUUAUGACUGCAUGCAGCUCAGUGUGGAGAAUGUGCCCUGCAUCGUCACCCUGUGCAAGAUCGGCUGCCGGCAUGUGGUGGAUGCUACCCUCCAGGAGGAGGCCUGCUCCCUAGCCAGCCUGCUGGUGUCGGUCACCAGUGAGGGGGUGGUGACGUGCGUGAGGAAGGUGGGGAAGGGCAGCCUGGACCCCGAAAGCAUCUUCGAGAUGAUGGAGACCGGCAAGCGCGUGGGCAAGGUGCUGCAUGCCUCACUGAGGGACGUGCUGCGCAAGGAGGAGAGCCUGGGGCCCACACGGCCGAAGGUGGGCUUCCUGGGAUGACCAGCGCCCAUCCUCUGUGGUGGCCUCUUCAUUCCCUUCCUCUCCUUCUGGAGAUAGGGUCUCGAGCUGUGUCCUCCAGGCUGGUCUCGAACUCCUGGACUCCUGCCCGUCUCCCCCAUGGGUUGCUGGCACGAGAAGUGUGUGCACCGCACCCCACUUUCCUUUUCCUCAGGAACUGCUUUGUAUAUAUUUUCUUAGUGUGAAUCUGAAAUUAAAGUCUGUUUUCUGGC
This is a messenger RNA of Cavia porcellus (domestic guinea pig), 1280 nucleotides long. RefSeq names its product exosome component 7 (gene Exosc7). The record is from RefSeq and is a predicted model, not a curated record. Gene Ontology annotation, biological process: U4 snRNA 3'-end processing; U5 snRNA 3'-end processing; nuclear mRNA surveillance. Gene Ontology annotation, cellular component: cytoplasmic exosome (RNase complex); nuclear exosome (RNase complex). Bases 370 to 1050 code for a protein of 226 amino acids. The transcript is spliced from 8 exons. NCBI's taxonomy places the organism in Eukaryota, Metazoa, Chordata, Mammalia, Rodentia, Caviidae. Gene Ontology annotation, molecular function: mRNA 3'-UTR AU-rich region binding.